Molecule: messenger RNA, 2474 nt
Organism: Lactuca virosa
Lineage: Eukaryota; Viridiplantae; Streptophyta; Magnoliopsida; Asterales; Asteraceae
Source: the annotation of a GenBank genome assembly
UGAAGCUUGAAAGAGUAGUCUCUCUCUCUCUCUUCAAAUAUCUUUGUGCCUCUAUUUUUAUGAGGCAGAAAAUUGACUAACAACAAUCAUAUCAUCAUGAGUACAACUCCUCUCCUUCACCGCUUCUUCUUCUUCUUCUUCGCCAUUCCGGUGCUAAUUUCUUCUGUUUCUGGUCUCAACUCCGAUGGAACCAUCCUCCUUUCUUUCAAAAACUCUCUUCUCUCUCACCCAUCAACAGUUCUCCAAAAUUGGAACCAUGCUGAUGCCACCCCAUGCUCAUGGUCCGGCGUCACCUGUGCACCCCAAUACGGUUACGUCACCAGUUUGCUACUCCCAAGCUCUCACCUUCUGGGUUCCAUCCCUGAGGAUUUUGGUCGUCUUCAACACCUUCGUUCUCUCGACCUCUCCAAUAAUGCAAUCAAUGGCACUCUUCCCAUUUCGCUUUUCAACUGCUCGGAGCUCCAAACGCUUUCUUUGUCUUCUAACUUCAUCUCCGGCGAGCUCCCGGAGUUGAUAGGUGGGUUGCAGAGUCUUCAGGUUCUUAAUCUUUCCCAUAAUGGGUUCAUCGGGAAGUUACCGAAGAGUUUGAGUUCUUUGAAGAAACUAAGUCAGGUUUCGUUGAAUAAUAAUUAUUUCUCCGGUAGUGUUCUUGGUGGCUUUGAUUCUGUUGAAGUUUUGGAUUUAUCUUCCAAUUUUUUUAAUGGUACUUUGCCUUUGGAUUUUGGAGGAGGGAGGUUGAAGUAUUUGAAUCUCUCGAACAAUAAGCUUUCGGGUCCUGUGUAUCUGACAUUUGCAGAGAAUAUUCCGGCAAACGCCGUCGUUGAUCUCUCGUUCAACACUCUAACGGGUCAAAUCCCAGAAAUGCUACCUUUAUACAAUCAGAAAGAAGAGCACUUCGCCGGAAACCUAGAUUUGUGUGGGAAACCGCUCAAGAAAAUGUGCACAGUUCCUUCAUCACACUCAAUCCCGACAAAUGUUACAUCAGACGGUUCCGCCACCGCCACCGCAGCCAUUGCAGCCAUUCCCAAAACAACCAGACAGUCGAAUACUCACGGCGGCCAGAAAGUCAAGCCAGGAAAGAUUACAGCCAUUGUUAUUGGAGAUAUAGCUGCUAUCGUGCUUCUCGCUGUUCUUUUCUUAUACGCAUACCAUUUUCGGAAAACUAAAACGAACCAAAACACGAAAGAAAUCAAUGUUGAAGAACCCAAAGGUGGCGUUGCAACUUCUUGCUCCUGCUUGCAUUUCAUAAUCAGAGAAGAAACAUCGGAAACAGCAACUGAAUCCGAACCCGAGGGUGACCAUGACAACAGAAAUCAUCAUAAUAAAAAUCACAUGAACAACAAAGAGAAGGAGAGAUGUUUGGUUAUGGUGGAUGGGGAGACAGAGUUGGACAUGGAGACGUUGUUGAAGGCAUCGGCGUAUAUAUUGGGUUCAAGCCGUGGAAGCAUUAUGUACAAGGCGGUGGUGGGCGGUGGUGGUGUGGGAGAAAUGGCGUUUGCGGUUCGGAGGAUUGGAGAGAGUGCUGUGGAGAAGAAUAGGGAGUUUGAGAAGAUAGUGAGGGUAAUUGGUAAGUUCCGGCACCGGAAUUUGGUGAAGAUAUGUGGGUUUUACUGGGGUGAAGAUGAGAAGCUUGUAAUCUACGAUUAUGUCUCCAAUGGAAGCUUAGCCGGUGCUGCUUACAAAAUGGGUGGAUCUUCUGCAUCCCAUUUAUCUUUUGAUGUCCGGCUCAAGAUAGCAAAAGGGAUUGCAAAGGGACUAUCCUAUAUUCACGACAAGAAACAUGUCCAUGGUAAUAUAAAGCCAAGCAACAUCCUUCUGACAUCAGAAAUGGAUCCUGUAAUUAGUGAUUUUGGAUUAGAAUGGCUCAUAUUAGGUAAAACAAAUUUUACAACUCGAAACUAUGGAAACAAGAGAUCAACUUCAUCACAUGAAGAAACAACGAUUAAGAACAGUACUUUUGCUAUCAGUUCACAUGGGAACACAUCCCCUUAUCAUGCCCCCGAGUCAACGAAGACCCCGAAAUGUGAUGUUUACUCAUUUGGGAUCGUUCUGCUUGAGCUUCUUUCAGGGAAGGUGUUCUUGGAUAACGAGUUAACUCAGUGGAACAUGGACUCAUCAAUCGUCGAAGACAAUAAGACCAAGAUUUUAAAGAUGGUUGAUGGGCUUACUAUUGCUGACGUGUACGAGAAAAAAGAUUCGCUUUUAACAUGUUUUAAGUUAGGGUUUAGUUGUGCGUCAUUUGCCCCACUGAAGAGACCUUUAAUGAGAGAGGCGCUGCAAGUGCUUGAAAAAAUUCCAUGCUCAUUAUAAACUAUAAAGCAACUAAAGGGAUCGAUGGAAAGCAUAUGUCAAAGGUGGCGUCUUUACACAUUGACUUUAUGUGGUAGAUUUAGAAGGAUCAAUGUUCACCUAGAAAUAUUGUAUGUUCGACUUAUUAACCGUUUAAAGUAGCACUUAUUUCUUAAGUUUAUAAC